AUGAUCAGUGACCAUUUAGCCUCCCACAUGCCGAGGUUUUGCGUUGGUGGCAGACGUUUGGGAGGCUUAAAAAGACCUGUCAAGCAGAUGUCCGUGGGCGCGAUGCACGCGGCCUUUCUCACGGAGGAUGGCCGCGUGUAUUGCCUGGGACGAAAUGCCUGUGGCGAGUGUGGCUUCGAUCCUGCGGUGCAAAACGUGGCCACGUCCUGCCGAAGGGUGAGCUUCCCUCGACACAGCCAUCCAGUGCAAAGAGUCGAAUGCGGCAAAUCGCACACGGUGGCCGUGGGAGCAGAAGGGCAAUGCCUCUCGUGGGGCGACGACUCGAAGAUCCAGCUGGGCCUCGGCGACACACGCUCCGCCGUGGGCGAGGAACGCCCCUCCAGCGGCUCGCGAGGCUUUCUCAGACAGCGGCAAACUGGCGAGACGAUGUCCACACCCAGUGGCUUUCGCGGUGGUCCCGAGGAUAAGAGAUCCCGGGCGGCCUCCACGUCGCAGCGGAGUUAUAAAGACUUCGAGUCACAUCAGCAGGUGACACCCGCGAUGAUGAUGGAAAUCCCCUUGGAGCCACAAAGGCAAGUGCAUGGUAGUCCUUAUCCGCCUCCCAGCGAUGUGCGCUGCGGCGACGACUUCACGCUGCUGCUGGUGAGAGACAGCCCCGACUGGUACCCACCAGAGGAGGAGUCGGAGCGGCUCUUCUGCUGCGGUGAAAAUGGCAAAGGCCAGUGUGGUCGCUCGAUGCAACAGCAGCAGCAAACCUUUGCAGCCUGCCGGUUGCCACGGAACAGCAAAAUCCUAGGACUCUCCUGUGGAUCUGACCAUUGCCUGGCGCUGCUCCGCCGGGUGGGUUCCAGAAAGCAGGAACUUUGGGGUUGGGGCAGCAACGCCUGCGGCCAGGCCGGCGGCACAAAGCAUGGGGCGGUCUGCCCUGCCGCACGGCUACGGAUGCCCAAAGGAAUCCGCGUGGAGGGCGCCUUUUGCGGCUUCGCCAGCAGCGGGGUGACCUGUUCGACGUCCACGUUACGUGCAGCUGAAGAAAAUGAAGAUAGCUGA
This is a messenger RNA of Durusdinium trenchii, 1050 nucleotides long. NCBI's taxonomy places the organism in Eukaryota, Dinophyceae, Suessiales, Symbiodiniaceae. The record is from the annotation of a GenBank genome assembly.